Messenger RNA from Pneumocystis jirovecii RU7, 1191 nucleotides. RefSeq names its product histone acetyltransferase catalytic subunit HAT1. Gene Ontology annotation, biological process: subtelomeric heterochromatin formation. The coding region runs from base 1 to 1191 and encodes 396 amino acids. Gene Ontology annotation, molecular function: histone binding; histone H4 acetyltransferase activity. Gene Ontology annotation, cellular component: nucleus. The record is from RefSeq and is a predicted model, not a curated record. Lineage: Eukaryota; Fungi; Ascomycota; Pneumocystomycetes; Pneumocystales; Pneumocystaceae. The transcript has 9 exons.
AUGGGACUUUCUACUUCAGAAAGCUAUUCAUAUAAUGCUAGAGAUGUAAUUUUUAUUGAAAUUGUACAUAAUGAUAAAACACGAAAACCUGAUAUAUUUCAUCCAGUAUAUACAUAUCCAAUAUUUGGAGAAGAAGAGAAGAUCAAAGGAUAUAAAGAUAUAAUAAUAAAUUUGAAAUUUUCUUGUCAUGAUUUACAAAUAUAUCUAAAAAUUCAAUAUACAGACAAAGUCAAUGAAAAAAAGAAAAUGUCAUGUGAAAAUGUAGAAGAAUUAUUUCAGGUGUUCCUUCCAAAAAGUACAUUUUUAUUUUUCUAUAUAUUUGAUUCUCAUUUAAAUGAUAUUCAUCUUUUUGUUCCUCCUGGGGAUAAAAUAUCUUCUUAUGAAGUAAAUGACUCUGUUUUCGAAAUUUUUAUGAGUUCAAUAAUUGAUCCAAAUGUUAAAAAAAUCAUUGAUAAUUUGCAAAUUUUUUCACUUUUUUUUAUAGAAGGAGCAUCUUAUAUCGAUAUUGAGGAUUUUAAAUGGAAUAUUUUUUUAUUAUAUGAAAAACGAAGAUUAGUAAAUAGUAGUGGUUAUUACCAUUUUAUUGGGUAUUCUACUGUAUAUUCAUAUUAUUGGUAUUCAAGAGAAUCUUUUGAUAAUAUUCGUACACGGAUAGCACAAUUUAUUAUUCUUCCACCAUUUCAAAAACAAGGACAUGGGGGGAAAUUUUAUGAUGCAUUGUAUAUAUAUUUUUUAUCAGAUCCUAAAGUCCAAGAAAUUACAGUUGAAGAUCCUUCAGAAGAAUUUGAGUAUUUACGAGACAAACAAGAUAUUAUUCGACUUAAAUCAUAUGGAAUAUUUGAUAGCAAAGAAUUUAAGGCACCUAUUCAGUAUUCUUGGAUUUUAGAAACACAAAAAAAAUAUAAAAUUUCGCUGAAUCAAUUUUUUAGAUGUAUGGAAAUAAUUCUUCUUGAAAGAUUAAAUAUGAAAAAUGAAAAAGAUUAUAAAGAUUAUCGCCUUCAAGUUAAGCAAAGAAUCUAUAAAAAAAACUUUGAAAAUCUUAAUCAAUAUAAUAAAGGAGAAAUUUUGAGAAAAUUAGAAGAAACAUAUAAAUCUAUUGAAAACGACUAUUUUCGUGUUCUUAAAUCUAUGAAAGUUCAUAGAUACGAACAAAAUGACUCUGAACUGGAAAAUAAAAAAAUAUAUGUUUAA